This is a messenger RNA of Solanum pennellii, 1842 nucleotides long. Its product is annotated as IAA-amino acid hydrolase ILR1-like 4. The record is from RefSeq and is a predicted model, not a curated record. The transcript has 5 exons. Lineage: Eukaryota; Viridiplantae; Streptophyta; Magnoliopsida; Solanales; Solanaceae. Gene Ontology annotation, molecular function: IAA-Ala conjugate hydrolase activity. Gene Ontology annotation, cellular component: endoplasmic reticulum. Gene Ontology annotation, biological process: auxin metabolic process. The coding region runs from base 122 to 1462 and encodes 446 amino acids.
CCCUUAUGGCUAGUCAGCUAGAUUCUGAUUCUGAAUUCCCCAAACUACAAGUAAAAAAGGGGCAAAAAAAAAGUAGAUUUUUUUUCAAGAACUCAAAAAAUUUUCAUCCAAAUAAUUUAUCAUGGUUAUCUUGAAAUGGGUUGUUGCCUUUUCCAUUUUAUGCAAUUUUUUAGCAACACCCACCUUAUCAAUUUCUUCUAUUUUGAACAAAGAGGAGUUGGCAAAUAUUUCAGUUAAUUUCUUGAAUCUUGCAAAAAGACCUGAGCUUUUUGAUUGGAUAGUGAGAAUUAGGAGGACUAUUCAUGAGAAUCCUGAGUUGGGGUUUGAGGAAUUUGAGACUAGUAAACUUAUUAGAAAUGAGCUUGAUAAAAUGGGGAUUUUUUACAAGUACCCUGUUGCUGUUACUGGUGUUGUUGGCUUUAUUGGAACUGGAAAACCACCCUUUGUUGCUCUUAGAGCUGAUAUGGAUGCUCUUGCUAUGCAGGAGGAAGUGGACUGGGAACACAAGAGUAAAAUUCGGGGAAAGAUGCAUGCUUGUGGACACGAUGCCCAUGUUGCUAUGCUUUUAGGUGCUGCUAAGAUUCUUCAAGAGCAGCGCGAUGAUUUGCAGGGAACUGUUCUUUUGGUUUUUCAGCCAGCCGAGGAGGGAGGUGGAGGUGCAAAGAAAAUGCUUGAAUCUGGGAUACUUGACAAUGUUGAUGCCAUCUUCGGUCUGCAUAUUUCCCCCAUGAGUCCUAUUGGCACUGUUGCUGCCAGUUCUGGCCCUAUCAUGGCUGGAAGUGGCUUCUUUGAGGCAGUAAUAAAGGGGAAAGGCGGUCAUGCCGCGAUUCCUCAGCACACUAUAGAUCCAAUAUUAGCAGCUUCUAACAUCGUAGUUAGUUUACAACACCUUGUUUCGCGGGAAACUGAUCCCUUGGACUCACAGGUUGUUACAGUUGCAAAGUUCAAAGGUGGUGGCGCGUUUAAUGUUAUACCAGACUCUGUAACAAUCGGUGGAACUUUUAGGGCAUUCUCAAAAGAAAGCUUCGCGCAACUUAAACAGAGAAUUGUAGAGGUUAUCACACGACAAGCUGCUGUUCAAAGGUGCAAUGCAACAGUUGAUUUUGACACAAAAAAUAGGCCGUUUUACCCUGUGACAGUGAAUAAUAAAGCUUUGCAUGAACAAUUCCGAAAUGUAGCUGGACAGAUGCUUGGUAUCAACAAGAUCAUAGAAAUGAAACCUACGAUGGGGACAGAAGAUUUUUCGUUCUUUGCUGAGGCUAUUCCUGGAUACUUCUACUUACUUGGAAUGGUUGAUGAAACUAAAGGACGAUUCGAGUCAGGACACUCCCCUUUCUACAGAGUCAAUGAAGAUGUACUUCCAUAUGGUGUUGCUUUACAUGCAUCGUUAGCCACGACUUACCUCCUUGAACAUCAGCUGAAAUCAACCACUCGGGAUCAAAAUGUUCAUGACGAGUUGUAAGGUCUUAUGAGAGACCUUGCGGAUGAAAAUAAUUUCUGCUACAUGCAAUCGAGCAGAAGUAGGUUCCUCUCUUUCUAUUUACUUUAUAUCUAAACUUAUUCCAAAUCAAGUUGGUGUUAGAGCUAGUUUGGUUUAAUCAUGUCACAUAAGUACGACUCCAACUUAUUUGGGACUGAGGUAUAGUUGUUGUACAUUAUAAACAUUGAAUCCCAUUGUGCUUCUUUAAGGGUACUUACCCAUACAGACAAUUGAACUGUAAACUAGUUAUUUUUGCUUAUGCAUUCUUUUUUUAUAGCUUAAAUACAUUGUAUAGGGUGAAACACCUCCCAACAUCUAAAAAUGGUAUUAUAUUUGAAGACUCAGAUGAAUUAUGUUGUGAA